This is a messenger RNA of Thrips palmi, 1789 nucleotides long. It is a transcript of the gene endos, whose product is annotated as alpha-endosulfine. The transcript has 3 exons. Bases 129 to 491 code for a protein of 120 amino acids. Gene Ontology annotation, molecular function: protein phosphatase inhibitor activity. Gene Ontology annotation, cellular component: cytoplasm. The record is from RefSeq and is a predicted model, not a curated record. Lineage: Eukaryota; Metazoa; Arthropoda; Insecta; Thysanoptera; Thripidae.
AAUCUAUCAUCAUCCAUCCAUCCAUCAGCCAGAUCAAAACCAACCGUUCGUUUGUGCCCUGUGCCCGUCUUGCGCCAGCUGCAACUGUACUUACACAUUCGAGUCGUUGGAAUACAGACCCCCGAAAAAUGUCGGCCGAAUCCGCGGACUCUGUUGCGAUGGGCCCUCCCGAGGUACCCGCCAAGGAAAAUAUGACAUCGAAGGAUAUUGAACACCUUGAGGAAGCUAAACUGAAAGCAAAGUUUCCUAUGGCUGCAAACAGACCUGCUCACUCAGCAUUCCUUCAGAAGCGGUUGCUGAAAGGGCAAAAGUAUUUUGACUCUGGAGACUAUCAAAUGGCGAAGCAGUCGACACAGCCCAGUAACCUUGCGAAGCCAAGACCACCACCCUUCAUCCCCAUUCAGACCGGCGAAGAGAUUCCGACUCCUGAAUCAGUUCCAGCAAGAAAGACCUCCAUCAUCCAACCCUCCCACAAAUUUCCUCAUCCAUAGGUUUCCUUUUACAUUAAGUAAUAACACUGGUUGUUAUGUUUUAUGUUAGAGCAGUUGAGACUGCCUUUUAUGGAGGGACAGAGUACUUUUGGCUGUGGGAAACUCAAUGUUUCACCAGCUUCGUCACGUGGUGCAUGCUCCAUUACCAUGUUAGUAAUUUAUUUUUUUAUCAUAGGUUGCCUAUGUGUUGUGCAGGCCACUUCUGGCACCUAGCUAUGGGGUCCUUUCUGUGUUUGGUCCAUUAGUGGUGAUUAUGACUUUAUCUUAGACCACCCUGUUGUCAUGCCUACCAUCAUCGUCCGUCAUGGAUGCAAAUUUUCACGAUUGCACUAAAAUUUAGAGUGCAAUUUAUCAUGGACCACAGUCUUGUUGUAUCCUAAGGAAAUUAAAUUUACUGUAUCUGUUUUGGUCCCUUUUAUUUUCUAAAUUUUGUAAUUUUUCAUGUUCUAUAGAUUAGCUGUUGAAAUUGUAUUAUUUAUACACAGUUUCUCCCCCACUUGCUUGGCUUUCCAUGGAUGUCCAGAUGUGGUAAUAUUUUUAUUUGCUGUGCUAAAGGUUUUACACUGUAGUCCUCCAUCAGUCAGAUGUUUAUAUUACACAGUUGGUUCUGUGUGGCUAUUAUUGUUUUUUUUAGACGUAGAGCGUUGCUAUCCAAGGCAAUUCUUCAUUUCUGAAAGUCUUCUUGUCUUAAGUAAUGUAUUGUCGGUGUUUAGGUUUAAAAGACUAAGUAUGAUCAAGUGAUUUACCUUGUGUUGUCAGUGUUUGUAUGUUAAUGAACCCUCUAUACCUAUCCCAAGUAUUGUUGUCAUCAAAAAGAUACAUUAAUAUAGAAUUUGCAAAUCUAUUAAUCACUAUCCUUUGUGUUUAGACUUGUGUGUUAGUUGUUGGGCAAUGGAUUGCCAUUAUAUCAAGAUAUGUUCUGAUGCUCGUAUUGUGUACUCCUCUAGCUCGAUUUGCAUUGAUUUAAUUGUAGUGCUCUGUUCCCUCUUCUUUUUCCAUCAUCUGUAUGCAUCUUGCAGCAUAACUAACUUAUCUGACAUAAAUUAGAUUUGUUCUUCACAGUACAUUGUAGGCUCAAAUGGUCAGGUUGCUGUUGGGGAUUUGGUUUAUAAAAUCUGAUAGUAGCACCAAGUCUGUGAUACACUUUUAAGUCUGACUGAACUAAAUUUUCUUUCAUGCUCAAUGCAAAGUUUGGACAUAUUGCAUGUGUUAAAAUUGAAGUUUCCGUCACAUUCCCUCUCUGGAAUGAUUUGAGUUAUUUUUUAUUUUAAGGUGGCUAAUAAAUAAACUUUUUAGUA